Lolium rigidum is the source of this 1340-nucleotide messenger RNA. RefSeq names its product remorin 4.1-like. The transcript has 2 exons. The coding region runs from base 123 to 1037 and encodes 304 amino acids. The record is from RefSeq and is a predicted model, not a curated record. NCBI's taxonomy places the organism in Eukaryota, Viridiplantae, Streptophyta, Magnoliopsida, Poales, Poaceae.
ACACCACACACACUGACACGCGAAAACCCAAUCAGAGCACAGGCGUGCACCGCAGGCUCUUCCCCGGCGACGCAUGGUACUGCCGCCCCGCCGGCCGGCGCCGACGACGACGACGCUAGCCCAUGUUGCAUGAGCGGCACGCACCACCAACCGCGUCCGACGACGAGGAGGAGGUCGACGAUGCCCCAAGGGCCGACCACGACGUAGCACUAGCAGGCGAGGUCCAGUUCCCCACCCCGAGCACCACCUUCCACGACGUCGUCGACCAGGACCAGGAGGACGUCACCGAGGUGCGCGAGAUCCAGCCGCUCACCGCCCCGCCGCCCUUCACGCCGCCCACGCGCGCCGGGUCCGGCGUCUCCACCGCCUGGGACACCGCCAGCACCAGCCACCGCUCGCUCACCUCCGAGGAGCAGUUCAUGACGAUGAGCCGCGAGUUCACCGCCAUGGUCGCCGCCGGCGCCGGCACAGGGGCCGACACCCCGAACAACAACAAUCCUCCAGGCGCCGACCAGCUCACCAGCAUCGGCGAGGACGAGCUGGAGGAGCACAACCCGCUGGCCAUCGUGCCCGACAGCGGCCGUCCCUUCGCCAACCCGGGCGGCAGCAGGGGCGGAAGCGGCAGCGGCAGUAGGGCGAGGCUCGACCUGGAGGUCGUCCCCGCGGCGGGGCCGCCGGUGGAGGCCAAGCAGGUGAAGAAGGAGGAGGUGGAGACCAAGGUGUCGGCGUGGCAGACGGCGGAGGUGGCACAGAUCAAUAACCGCUUCAAGCGGGAGGAGGUGGUCAUCAACGGAUGGGAGACCGAGCAGGUGGACAAGGCCUGUGCAUGGCUCAAGAAGAUUGAGAGGAAGCUGGACGAGCAGCGCGCCAAGGCGGUGGAGAAGACGCAGAACGACGUGGCCAAGGCGCGGCGCAAGGCGGAGGACAAGCGGGCGUCGGCGGAGGCGAAGCGGGGGCUGAAGCUGGCCAAGGUGCUGGAGCUGGCCAACUUCAUGAAGGCCGUCGGCAGGGUGCCCACCAAGCGCUCCUUCUUCUAGCUAGCACCAACCUCUUCUACCGGUCGUCACUGGUGCCACCUUGCUGCCUUCCUCUCCCUGUCCGUUUUUGCCUACGGUAGUAUGGCUGGCGUGUGUGAAUUGUGAUGUGUCCAAUCGAUCGAGAACCUAAUUGUAAAAAAGAUUGGAAACUGCUGUGGUAGUAGUAGCUGCCGGCGACGCUAUGGUCGCAGGUGGCGUUUUUUCUGGGCUUGUAUAUGCUGAACUGGUAUGGAUGAACAGUGUGUUUGCUAGAAAAAAAUUGCAAACAUUCAGAGAAUUGGUACACGUACACCUUUGCUGCUA